Molecule: messenger RNA, 1077 nt
Organism: Paramecium octaurelia
Lineage: Eukaryota; Ciliophora; Oligohymenophorea; Peniculida; Parameciidae
Source: the annotation of a GenBank genome assembly
AUGAUUUCAAGGAGCGCAGAACAAAUGAUUGAGACUAUCUAUAUUGGUCUUUAAGAAUUCUCUUAAUAAUAUUUUGAUGGUCCUUCCAAAAAGGUUUAAUUGGAAAUGAAGACAUUAAAGUAUGAGUUGAUUAAUUCAAUAAAGGAUGAAUAAAUUAAUACAUUUGCCUUCAAUUAUAAUAACACUCUGAUGGUAGGAGGAUAUGAGUCGAGCAAAAUAAAGGUCUUUGAAUUUAAGAAGGGAUAAUUAAAGAGGAUUUAAAAGCUGAAUUUUCACAAGAAAAGCAUAUAUUGUCAAUAUUUUAUGAAAAAAUCAAAUGAAUUUUUAUCAGGCAGUUGUGACAAAACAAUUUCUGUUUGCUAUUUAAACGAUGAUUAAAAAUGGGAUAUUAAAUAAAGGUUAGAAGGGCAUUAAGGAGGAAUUAAUUGCUUAUUGAUGAAUAAAAAUGAAGAUCUAUUAAUAUCUAGCAGUGAUGAUAUGCUUAUAAAAUUUUGGGUUAAGGAUUAUGAUUUAUGGGAAUGUUCUUAAACAAUAGGAGGACAUUCUAGUUUUGUCAGUAGUAUAAGUUUAAAUGAAGCAGAAAAUUAAUUAGCCUCUUGUUCUAAAGACAAUUAGAUAUUGAUCCAUUCAUACGAUAACGAUGCAAAAAUUUGGAUUCCGUUUUAAAUAAUACAGAUUAACUAAUGGGGCAGAAGGCUAUGUUUCUUGAGUGACUAAAUCUUUGUAUUUCAACCUGAAAUGAGGGAAUAAAUGCAUAUUUAUUAGUUGGAUAAAGAGAAUAAUAAUUUUGCAAAAUCUAAAGAAGUCUUGGUUGGAGUAGGAAGUGAAAGGAAAAAAAAUAGGGGUUGUUUUUGGUUCUUCCCUAUACAGUAUAUCUAACAAAAAUAGAUAUUAAUAAAUAAAAAUCGAUGUUGUGUUAAUGUAAUCUAGAUAGAUUAAAAUGAUGAGUUUGCAACUAUAUAAUCUAUAGAUUUCUAAACUAAAGUGAUAUUUGGGAAGAUGACAGAUAAUGGAGAAUACUUAAUAACUUGGGAUGAUAGAUCAUGUUCUAUUUAAAUACGAUAAUAUUUGGAUUGA